AUGACUCUGCACAUAAAACAGUUUCUACUGAUUGCGGUUGUUGCUGUUCUUUAUACAAAAGCAUCAACUCAACCAAUGUCACUACCAAACUGCCCAUCAAAGUGUGGUUCUGUCACCAUUCCCUACCCAUUUGGAACCACCAAAGAUUGUUCCCUAGACAACACCUUUCUCAUCAAUUGCAGCCAAACAUCACUCCUACCAUUCUUCCAAGCAAAUAAUUCUGUUUAUAAUUAUAAUAUAAGUGUUCUAAACAUCUCAUUGAAUGGUGAGCUGCGUGUUGCAUGGCCAAUAGCCAGUGAUUGCUACAAUGAAAAGGGUAAACCCGAGAACGAAAUAAAUCAAGAAAUCAGCCUGACAUAUUUUCACAUCUCGCCAACUCGAAACAAGUUUAUAGCAGUUGGUUGUGACAUAUUCGGAGCAUUGGACGCGUUUGAUUCUUGGGGAAACCACUAUGCCACAGGAUGUGUGGCUUACUGCAACAAGCCUAAUGAUACAGAGGCCAAUCAAUCUUGUUCAGGCAUUGGCUGUUGCGAGAUUUCAAUACCCCAAGGUCAUCAUCAGUUGUUAACAAAAGUAGUAUAUAUUGCUAAUACCAUACUUGACAAUAAUCACUCAUCAGUACAUGACUUCAAUCCUUGUGGUUAUGCUUUUUUGGUUGAAAAGGGAUACUACAGCUUUAAACCCACAGACCUCAGUUUGAAGAAGAAGGAGUUUCCUGUGGUGUUGAAUUGGGCACUGGGGAACCAAACAUGCCAGCAGUCUAAGAAGAAUCAUUCAAGUUAUGCAUGUAAUGCAAACAGUACAUGUCACAAUGUAGGAAAAUCUGAUGGUGGUUACAUUUGUAGAUGCUUUAACGGAUAUCGGGGAAAUCCAUACCUCCAUCAUGAUGGUUGUCAAGAUAUUAAUGAAUGCAUGGAGCCAAAUGACUGUGUUAAGAAGGCAACAUGUGUCAAUCUUCUUGGAAGCUACCAGUGUUUAUGCCCGGCAGGAUCUGAGGGAGACGGGAAAAAGAAAGGAACAAGAUGCACUAAAAAAUUGAGUACCAAACAAAGGAAAGAUAUCAUAUUGAUCAUCGCAUUGAGUGUCAGCUUAAGCCUCGUAGCACUACUGGUUGGAAGUUUUUAUGCUUAUUUUGCAUUGAAGAAAAGAAAGCUCAUUAAACUUAAAGAACAAUUUUUUCAACAAAACGGUGGCUUACUGUUACAACAACAGAUAGGCAGGCAUGGAGGAUCAACUGAAACAGCUAAAGUCUUCACUCUUGGGGAGCUAAAUGAAGCUACCAACAACUUUGAUGAAGGAAAGAUCCUAGGACAAGGAGGUCAGGGAACAGUUUACAAAGGAGUAUUACAAGAUAAAAGAAUUGUAGCAAUAAAAAAAUCCAAAAUCAAUGACCCAGACCAGAUUGAACCGUUCAUCAAUGAAGUGGUCAUUCUUUCCCAAAUCAACCAUAGAAAUGUGGUAAAGCUUUUUGGUUGUUGUUUAGAGACAGAAGUUCCCUUGCUUGUUUAUGAAUUCAUUCCCAAUGGCACUGUUCAUAAACAUUUGCAUGAUAAAAACCAAUCUAUAAAACUAACAUGGAAAACAAGAUUAAGAAUAGCAAAAGAAACCGCUGGUGUCCUGGCAUACUUACAUUCCGCCGCUUCUACACCUAUCAUACAUAGAGACGUGAAAUCUACAAAUAUACUCCUAGAUAGCAAUCUCACUGCAAAGGUUUCUGACUUUGGAGCUUCAAGGAUUGUACCUCUUGAUCAUAGUCAGAUAAACACUCUAGUGCAGGGAACAUUGGGGUAUCUUGAUCCAGAAUACCUCCUCACAAGCCAGUUAACAGAGAAGAGUGACGUUUAUAGUUUUGGGGUUGUCCUAGCAGAGCUACUAACAGGAAUGAAGGCAUUAUCUUCUGAUAGGCUGGAGGUUGAUAGAAACCUUGCUGCAUACUUUGGUUCUUCGAUGAAAGCGGGUCGGUUACUUCAUAUUUUGGACAAAAGUAUAGACAUGGAAAAUAUUGAGCAACUAAAAGAGGUUGCCCAAAUUGCAGAACGAUGUUUAAGGGUGAAAGGUGAGGACAGACCCACCAUGAAAGAAGUGGCAAUGGAACUAGAGGGAAUAUUAGUUAUUGAAGAGCAUCGUAUGGGAAGUGACAAUUUGUCAUCAGAAGAGACUGAGAACUUGCUCAAAAAUGUUGAAGAUGGCAUUAGUGGAAGUGGCAUUAAUUCUUCUGAUCCGUAUAGCUUAAACCAGAUGUCAAUGUCAACGUUUGGCGGAAGAUGAUUAGCUGAUAUUAAUACUCAUGAUUAGAUGUUAAUCUAUCUUCAAUUCUUCAUUAUAAUGGUGUUGCAGUAUGUUAUAUUUCAUCUAUGUAUGGCUUUACAAUUGAGUCUGCUUAUUUAUGCUUGAGUAGGUUUCUCCAAUUACAUUGCUAAAUGAAUUUUCACUAUGAAAACAAUA
Molecule: messenger RNA, 2445 nt
Organism: Trifolium pratense (red clover)
Lineage: Eukaryota; Viridiplantae; Streptophyta; Magnoliopsida; Fabales; Fabaceae
Product: putative wall-associated receptor kinase-like 16
Exons: 3
Coding region: 1-2268 (755 amino acids)
Biological process (GO): cell surface receptor signaling pathway; protein phosphorylation
Cellular component (GO): plasma membrane
Molecular function (GO): ATP binding; calcium ion binding; protein serine/threonine kinase activity
Source: RefSeq, a predicted model, not a curated record